GCGCCUAUAUACUAGCGCCUUUGGACCCAAUCAUUAUUGUUUCCUCCCUCGGCUUGGCUUGGCUUUCCUCCAAGAUCUCUUUCUCUCUAGCUAGCAAGAGGAAGGUCGUUAUGGCGGCUGUGGUGGAGGGGGAUAGCAUUAACAGCAGCAACAUGUUGAGCUGGGUGGCGUCGGGGGUGGUGCUGUGGUCGACGGCGUUCGUGUUCGUGCGGGCGCUGUUCCCGAAGCGCUCCUACGACUUCUGCAACCGCGCCGUCUCCACCAUGCACGCCGUCUCCGCCGUCUGCCUCGCCUGCCUCUCCGUCGACAGCUGGUCCUGCCCGGUCUGCCCGCUCGCCGCCGCAUCCUCCCCGAGCCAGAUGAAGGCGCUGGCGGUGACGCUGUCGUACAUGGUGUACGACGCGGCGUGCUGCCACCUCAACGGCGACGUGCGGCUGGACAACACCGUGCACCACCUCGUCAGCAUCGUCGGCAUCGGCGCCGGCCUCGCCUACCAGAGGUGCGGGACGGAGAUGGUGGCGAGCCUGUUCGUCACGGAGAUCUCGAGCCCGCUGCUACACCUCCGGGAGAUGCUCAAGGAGUUCGGCGUCAGGGACACCGACCUCAACCUCCUCGUCGACGUGCUCUUCGCCGUCACCUUCUCCGUGGCGCGGAUGGGGUUCGGGCUCUACCUCACCUACGUCACCGUGACGGCGGACAACCCGAUCCUCAUCAAGGCGAUGGCGACGGGGCUGCAGCUGGUGAGCGCCUACUGGUUCCUGCGGAUCCUCAGGAUGGUCAGGUACAAGCUCGGGAAGAAGAAGCCACUGUCGCCGCCAGCUGAUCUCAAGUGAUCGCGCGCCGGCGACCAGCGGGGGAUUGUCCCAGCUCAAGUAGGCAACGCAAAGCGGAGUAGAAAUUCGAGACCGUCCGUGUACAUAUAUACCCGCGUCCGCGCAGUUCUUGCCUCUGAAGGUGAUCGUCAAGAUCUGAUCAUGUAGCAUGUUGUUUCCAUUGGCAAGGAUGUAGCAGACUGGUGGUGCGUGUACUCGAGCAAUUGUUAUUAGCGCACAAUUGUCC
Phragmites australis (common reed) is the source of this 1059-nucleotide messenger RNA. RefSeq lists its product as uncharacterized. The transcript has 4 exons. NCBI's taxonomy places the organism in Eukaryota, Viridiplantae, Streptophyta, Magnoliopsida, Poales, Poaceae. Gene Ontology annotation, cellular component: membrane. The record is from RefSeq and is a predicted model, not a curated record. Bases 111 to 833 code for a protein of 240 amino acids.